AUGGGAACCUUCCGCUAAACUACGCACUUCGCAAGAAAGCUAGCAUCCAGGAAGUGAAGGAACCCUCACUCAAAACAUUGUAUUUACAGUCGCUGAGUAAAUGUUUCGGCUGUGGAACAGCAGUCAUCUAACUCUGGUUAACUUGAUGGUUUUAUCCCGUGGAAACAUGUCGAUUGAGUCCACUCAGUGCGGCCCCGCCGAGGUUAAAAACAGUGAUAACAGGUCGAUUCACUCGGACAGCGUCGAGGAGGUUCAUAACGUACCGAUGAACGUCAUCAUCAGACCGAUACCUUCGGUAUUGGACGAGCUGAAAGUUCAGAGUCUGAUGAACACAAUAAAGGAGGCAGCGAACACGAGAGUCGUCCCUCCGAUCGAUGUGCUCUGGAUCAGAGGCAGAGAGGGCGGAAACUACUACUACUCUUUUGGAGGCUGUCACAGGUUUGCUGCCUAUCAGAGGUUGAACAUGCCGACCAUCCCAGCCAAGCUCAUCAAGUCAAAUGUCUCAAACCUCACCACCUACCUGGGGGCUUCUACGCCUGAUCUGAGGUGAUGUUGAAGCAGCUUGCAGUUUUCACUGCUGUUGCAGCUGGUGACUGUGCAGAGGAAAGGACCUACCAGCAGGGGGAAAUGUAACUCUUCAGUAAACACAUGACAUUUUCCAUUUGAACUGACUGCAAUGUGUGUUUGUCUAUCCAUUUUUCUGUCUUUUAAUACCUUUAACUGUCAUAAAAAAAAGUAAAUUGAUUGAUAAACUCAACACAGCCAAUUUUGGAGCCUUUUUCAUGGCAGACAUUUGACCUGUUAAAGUAGAGAAAACACAUGUCACCAAUAUCAUUAACACUAUCUCUGUUGUGUUCAGUGUCUCUGUAAUGCACAAUUUGUUGCAUUCAGAGCCUUUUUUUUCCGACAGAAAUGGGUUGAGCAGAAAGAAGUCCCAUUAUUCCGACUUGGGAGGGUUCAUUCCAAGAUGGUUUGCCUCAUUGGUAGACUUGUAGUGACACUAUACAAAUAGUCCAAAGGGCUUUCUUUGUCUGUGUGUCUUUAUUUGUUUACAGGCGAAUACAGUCAAACAACGUGCUUUUGGCUGUUUUGAAUAACCUGCAUUGACUGUUGAUAUCACAUGUCAAUAUUCAAUUUUAUUUGGGUGUAAGUCCAUCUUUUGCUGCCAUUUUAACACUGAUUUGAUGAAACAAUCUUUAGCCCUUUUUACUUUUUACUACUCACAGCAUUGACAAACACGUCAGACGCCGACACAAGGGAUUUUUUUCAGCUCAGCUGCUCAUGGUUACAGUUGCCUGAGUUGUCUGAAAUCUGCAACCCUGAUUCCCAAAAAGUAAGAACACUGUGUGAAACAUGAAUAAAGAGGUCUUUAUGAGGUAUUUUGUUUGUGACUUUGGGCUAUAUGAAUAAAAUGGACUUGAUUGGAUUUAAAGGGGGUUUACCAACAACAGUUUUACAAAGUGUUCCCUUAUAAAUAUUUUAUGUUUUAAAUGUCCAAUUCCUUUUAUACAGUCAUGUGUUUCAAAGUGGUGAACCUCGCCCCAUCCUUGCUCUAGAACGUCUGAGCCUUUUGAGGAUGCGUCACCUGUUACCAGUGAACCUGUUAACCUGUGGAAUGUUCCAAACAGGUGUUUUUGAACAUUAUUUAUGUUUUACACCAUGGCUGCUUUUUUUGGAAUCAGGGUUGUACAUAUAAUGGUCCAACCUUUGAGUGUGUAAAUUGAUGCAUCUAAUAGAGUGGUGAACUAAAAAGACUCCAGACGAGGCAGCCCAGUCAUCAGGAAAAAAUGUUGGCAGUUCUUUCUCCAAACCACUGAUGCGUUCACAUUUCUAUGUGUAACAAGCUACGAAGCGCAACAUGGCAUAUCAUGUUGACAUUGCAUAUUUGUGACCUGACUUUCAUAUCAGGAUGUGUCACGGGUGGCGGUGGAGAAACAGGUGACAAGGUUUGCAAGCCAGUGGCCCGAGUUCCAGACUGUGUUUCGACACCACUUGAUAUUUUUAGGAAGACCUCAGGACAAUCUCCAGCCGUGUUUGUGCCGACCAAAGCAGAUAUUUUAAGGUCUUUUCCAAACAACUAACAAGGUGUUUUUUGUCCCUAAACCCUACCCAGACCAUAAGUGCAGCAUCGCCACUAGAUGAGAUAGAAAAUUGAACCUGAAGAAAGGUAAAGCUGCAACAUAAAGAAAUGUUUCACCACAUCUCUGGUUUGCAAAACGUACAUUGCCAACAUGUAUUUUGGUGACUGGGUUGCCCUCAAACUCUGGAACUGAAGCGGCUGAUCAUCAGCCAUCAUUUGUUUCAUUACGUGCACCAGUGUUUUUCCUGCUGUGACGUCAUUUUUUCAAGGCACGGAUACAGUACAAUUUCAUUGAACUGCACCUUUUAACGUUCUUGUUUUAUAAAAAGAAAAUAUGAAAAUAAACUCAACUGAGCUAGAUGGUGCACCUUUUGAGUUCCUCCUGCUGAGCACUGAGGAAGAUUUAAAUACAGGUUGUCGCACAUUAAAGUUAUUGGAAUCUAAAAUUAUGUCAAAA
This is a messenger RNA of Acanthopagrus latus (yellowfin seabream), 2537 nucleotides long. RefSeq names its product sulfiredoxin 1 homolog (S. cerevisiae) (gene srxn1). Gene Ontology annotation, biological process: cellular response to oxidative stress. Gene Ontology annotation, molecular function: sulfiredoxin activity. Lineage: Eukaryota; Metazoa; Chordata; Actinopteri; Spariformes; Sparidae. The record is from RefSeq and is a predicted model, not a curated record. Gene Ontology annotation, cellular component: cytoplasm. The transcript is spliced from 2 exons. Bases 101 to 550 code for a protein of 149 amino acids.